This is a messenger RNA of Sinocyclocheilus anshuiensis, 2335 nucleotides long. Its product is annotated as LIM domain transcription factor LMO4-B-like. NCBI's taxonomy places the organism in Eukaryota, Metazoa, Chordata, Actinopteri, Cypriniformes, Cyprinidae. The coding region runs from base 378 to 881 and encodes 167 amino acids. The transcript has 5 exons. The record is from RefSeq and is a predicted model, not a curated record.
UUCAUGUGUCAUUUCAGCGUGAACUGAUGCCAGAAACGAGAUUUCGCAGCUCUUAGGAGGUUUUAGACACUAAUAAGGAAGCGAGUUAUAAUAAAUUCUAGUUUUAGGAAAGCGCCACAAAGAUCAUGUGCAAAAGCUCAACACUAACAUGAAGCUGACGGCUGCAGCGGAGCGUUUCUACCGAGAGGGACGAUUGUGAAGUUUGUUGGAACAAGAGACACUCGGAUUAUCAAAAGCGCAUUUUCUUCAACGCUUUUUGGGAGGACGAAAACAAAAUACAUAUUAAAAGAAAGCCAGUCUCUCACUGUUUAAUACUUUGAGAGUGAUCCCACCACCGUUUGACUUCUUUCCAGACUGCGUACAAAUAACGGCAGGCGAUGGUGAACAGCCGUGUGGAAAGCACCGCCGUUGCGGUAACAGGAGGUAGCGGCGGGGCAGUGCGCUCCUGUGCAGGCUGUGGAGGUCGGAUCUCAGAUCGCUUCCUGCUCUUCUCCAUGGAUCGGUACUGGCACACGCGUUGCCUGAAGUGCUCCUGCUGCCAGGCUCAGCUAGGAGAAAUCGGCAGCACCUGCUUCAGCAAAGGAGGAAUGAUCCUCUGCAGGAACGAUUACAUCAGGUUGUUUGGUCACAGUGGAGCCUGCAAUGCCUGUGGACAGUCUAUCCCUGCCAGUGAAAUGGUGAUGAGGGCCCAGGGUAACGUCUACCAUCUAAAGUGUUUCACUUGUGCCACAUGUCGAAAUCGUUUGGUGCCUGGUGACAGAUUUCACUAUGUCAACGGCACCAUCUUUUGUGAACAUGACCGACCAGGUGGAGCUUUGCUCAGUAGUCACCUGACCCCCCUGCAGAGCAACACCCUCCUACCCGACCAAAAGGUGUGCUGAGAAAACAUGGAUUUAUAAUUUACGGUGUGCCUUUUCUUCGUAUUUUUCCUCACAUCUUUCCUUCAAUCUAUCAUUGUGAAAGUCCACCCACAGCCAGGAUCUUCCACCCCACUUUCGUGCAUCCAGCCACCUUAGAAGACGAAUUCAUAACUACGCAAGUACUGUGAGUCACUUGCGAGACAAUCACCCCUGACGAGGGAAACGUAAUCAUAUUGAAGAAAGUCGGUCUGUCUGGUCAUGGCUGGGAUGGCCCGACCCUGAAAGGCUUAGACUCUUAAAGAGCAGCUAAUUAAAGCUGGGGUGAUGCUCAACAUGAUUUUAUUCCCUUUUGAGAAGUUUCUCAAGAAAUGUUGUGGACAUUACUUGACAUUUUGGACUGCGGGGGUCUGUGGAUUAUGAUAGAUAUCACUACUUGCCCACAAAAUGACAUCCAUAGAUCAAAAGACCGUUAAAACUCGCAGUUUGUUUCAGUGGUGGUUGCCUUUUGCUUACAGGCUCUUUUCACUUUAAGUGUAAUUUUAUUCUAUCUUUUUUUAAAACGCUCUGUCGUCUUUGGUGCCUAAAAAAACUUCUUAUUUCCUCCUUUUAUCAUUAGCAAGUAAUCAUGCACAUGCACAGUACAGAUACGUGAACAUGUAUUGUUUUGUCUAUUCGAGUUUAUGACAUAUGAAGCGUAGACUGAGUCGUAGACUGCAGAGGAAACAGCAUGUUUUUUUUCCCAUGGUUUGGUAGAAUAAAUUAUAUGUCUGUAUGCAUAUUCUCUAAUAGAGACUGCUAUUCAGUGUCUGCCAAGAUGUUUGGGAGAGUGAGGGAGAUGGAGAGUAAAAUUGUACAUAUUUCAUGUGCUCUUGUAUCGUGUUCAAUGGUUGACCUGUUUCCUUGUGUCCUCUGUUUAAAUGGAGGAGCUUUCAAACAAUAAGAUAUCUGUAAAAGAAAAAAAAAUGCUUAAUUAAAUAACUGUAAUCAUCACAAAUGCCGUCUUGACAUCUCUGCUCAGUGUACAUCAACAUUUGAUGGUUUUGGCUCAGUGUGUUGGACUUUCAUUGGAAGUCGAGAUGGCUCUCCAAUAGUCCUUGGCCAAAAACACGGUUCAUUACCUCCAGAUUUCAACACAAACUCUUGCAUCUGCAUCAUUAUAGAGAGUAAUGAAAGGCAUUUGAGCUGGCACUUUCUCUUUCUCCUGCUGAGAUUUCAAUCUGCGGGUCUUGUUAAAGGAGGUCUUGUGCAUCUCUGUGAGCGUCUCUACAGAAAUGAACAUUAGAUUCCCGCCCUUUUCUUUCAUCUGGCCCUCCUCUCAACAUUUCAUUUACUUCUUCAAAAUCUGCCUUUUUCUGAUCUGAUUUGCUGAGCUUUGAAAAGUUUUCUCAUUAUGGCAUUUCUGGUAAUUGCCUUUUGUCAUUAAAUUCCCCCAUAUCUUGUUUAUUUAAUUAGCUAAUUAAACCCAUCUCUGUUUU